Molecule: messenger RNA, 2589 nt
Organism: Neolamprologus brichardi
Lineage: Eukaryota; Metazoa; Chordata; Actinopteri; Cichliformes; Cichlidae
Source: RefSeq, a predicted model, not a curated record
UUCAUCCCCUGCGCGCGGUCAGACGCAUCUAGCUUGUCUCCAUCAUUUGCGAAGCUCGUACGAUUAUUUUCAUCGUUACUGUUAUUAUUAUUGUUAAAAAAGAGUUAAAGAGCAGAAACCUGCCGCACUGCGGGCUCCACACCGAGAGAAACAACUGAAAUAUAUCCGUCUGCGACACACGCACCGGAGGGGGCCCGCGUUCGCCUACUUCCUGUCUUACUGUCGAAAAAAUGAAAACCAAAUUCAUCAACGGGGUUUCUUCUUCCCCCUCCAUGUCGCUGGGCCUGCUGGUGACCGAGAACGCCCUGCAGGUCCAGCCAGACACCGAGGAGGACUGUGACGAGCUGGUCUGCUCCGACCAGCCCGACCCAGACACCCGGAGGAGGGCUUAUCUGUGGUGCAGGGAGUUCCUGCACGGAGCCUGGAAGAGCCUGGCCGAGGACCUGUUCCAGAUCACCAUCAUCAGGUGCGGAUGAUCCUGCAGUCUGUAUGUAUGCAGUCUCUUUGAUGUUGACGGGCGGCUUGGCGGCAUGUAUUCAUGGAUAGUUCUUCCCUUUUUCUCUUGUUGAUAGAUGUCCUGUAAUAAAGGGGAUUCUCGAGAGUCAAACAAAGAAAAUCACUUGCAAGGCGCCGAGGCCAUGGUGCUGGAGAGCGUGAUGUUCGCCAUCUUGGCUGAGCGAGAGCUCGGACCCAAACUCUACGGUAUUUUCCCUCAAGGCCGCCUGGAGCAGUACGUCCCCAGCCGUAAACUGGACACCUGUGAGCUGAGCGACUCCAGCAUCUCGGCCGAGGUUGCACAGAAGAUGGCCAGGUUUCACGGGAUGAGGAUGCCCUUCAACAAGGAACCAAAGUGGCUGUUUGGAACCAUGGACAAGUACCUGAGCCAAGUGAUGAGGCUGAACUUCACCAGAGAGUCGCAGCUGCGUCGCUUCAACCGCCUGCUCAGCUAUGACCUCCCACAGGAGAUGGAAAUGCUCAGGUCUCUGCUCAAGUCCACUCCUUCUCCCGUGGUCUUCUGCCACAACGACUGUCAGGAAGGAAACAUCCUGCUGCUGAAAGGCCGCCAGAGCUCAGACAGACACAGGCUGAUGCUCAUUGACUUUGAAUACAGCAGCUACAACUACAGGGGAUUCGACGUCGGUAACCACUUCUGUGAAUGGAUGUACGACUACAACUGCGACGAGUUUCCUUUCUUUAAAGUCAGCGCUCAGAACUACCCUUCAAAGGCCCAGCAGCUCCACUUCAUUGAGAGCUACCUGCGCGAGUCCGAUCAAGGGUUCGACGGCUUGAGCACGGAGGACCAAAUGAAGCUGAAAGAAGAGAUGUACGUGGAGGUGAACAGGUUCUCGCUGGCAUCUCACUUCUUUUGGGGCUUGUGGUCCAUCAUCCAGGCCCAGCUGUCCACCAUCAAAUUUGGAUAUNAGGAGUACGCACAGGCCAGGUUUGACGCCUACUUCCAGCAGAAGAAGACCUGGGCUGUGUAAAGGAGGCGAGAUGAUUCAGUAUUCUGACAGCACGUUCAGCCAAAAUGUCAAGGACCCACGGGCUGAUGAAGUUUCUACGCUUUACUUACACUCCCUGCCUUGCUGGUAUUUGCUGGCUACUGUUGGUGUUGUGUUGACCAAAGCCAAACCUUGAUCACGUGGCUAGUAGGUGCUUCGAAUAUGCCCCACAAUCAUUGCAGCUCAAAGUUUACAUGGCGUAACUGAAGGCCAAAACCCCCCCAAAACAAAACAGAGGAAACACAUCGACUCGCACUAACCUUCAUUGCUGGUCAGACGUUUGUUUCGGCCCAGUUUGAACCAUAUCACUAACAUGAACGUUCUGAGAGCGUGGCUAGCUCAGAAGUGUUAGCAUUGCAUCAGUGUGUAUGUACAGUAUGUGUCUGCUGUGUGGGAAAGAAUCAGAACCUCAGCUUUUCUCCCAGAGCUCCCAGUAGCCUGGUUCUGUCUGCUACUGGUGGGCUGAUGGAUUAACAGGUUCCACUUUCUUCCCACUUGAUUUUUGUUUCAUUUUCUUUUUUGUGUGUGUUUGACAUUAUCUCCAGGCCAGGGCAAACACAGUUAUUUUGAAUUAUAAACAUGUGAAUAUUUUUCUGGGGUAGCCUCAACAAGUCGGCGUCAGGUAUCUUCCUUACAACUGGACACAUUGUAGCUUACUUACUUAUAGUCCUGUGACUUCACUUAACUGUUUAAGGGACUAAGGUGUGGUGGUUUCAUGUUAUCAUUAUUAUUAUGGAUCACUGUGACAGCUGCACACGUUGUGUUGUCUGAUUGAGCCUGGCUGCUAAACCGUCUGUUGGGAACCAGAUGUUGUUGCCGCAUUGAAGAAAGCUUCACACUGAACACACGACAAUGGCUCCUUAUUGUGGUGAUGGAUUCGUUGGUGAUGUCACUGGUGUUUUGGCCCAAGUGCCUGCUGCCAUGCUGCCUCAUCAUUGUAGCUGUAAUCCAGAGUAAUGAUGCUGACGGUCACGUGUUUCUGCAAAGUCAAACUUUGCAUAAAUUACUGGACUGCUGUUGAAGGGGCAUUUAGUUAAGACCGAGAGCGCUCUGUUUCCAAGAGCUGAGUCACUGAUGCGAGUCACGU